Messenger RNA from Acytostelium subglobosum LB1, 1032 nucleotides. RefSeq lists its product as hypothetical. NCBI's taxonomy places the organism in Eukaryota, Evosea, Eumycetozoa, Acytosteliales, Acytosteliaceae. Bases 1 to 1032 code for a protein of 343 amino acids. The transcript is spliced from 3 exons. The record is from RefSeq and is a predicted model, not a curated record.
AUGUUUGGUAUUCCUGCUAUCAAGACUGAUACCACUAGGUUGUUGGAUGGCAUGCAGAUGGCAUCAUUAUCACAACAACAUUACAAGAUUAUAGACCUUCUCCAAAUGGAAGUCAAGCAUCGAUAUUCCCAUGUCUCAUUCCAGGCAACAAUCCAAUCCAGUCAUAUUGUGAUCAAUGGCAAAGGCAAACGAUCAUUGGUGCUCGCCUGUGUUGAACAAGCUGGCUCAUCAAGCAUCAUGUAUGUGGUUUUGAAGGAGUAUUGUUGUGGAUUUAGGGCUGGCCGUUCGGUACAUUUCACCGACAUGAGGAUACGAUCAGGUGAGGGCAUCAACAGUGCCAACAUAUGCCACUCAAGUCGUGCAUCUUCAUACAUUAUUGAGAACAAUGCCACGACUACCUCGCGAGCUAUCCCACCAGCUCCUAUCAAUAAUGACACAAUGACAAACAAGAAGAAUGUAUCAUUAUGUGAUAUCAAUCGAUCAUCUGAUCUUAAUGUCAUGUAUAUAGUUGUAGCAGACAUCACAUCGAUAAUAUCAUUGGAGUUGUCAUACUCAUGUCAAUCAUGUAUCAAUGACAAUGUGGCCAUAUGUCAUUGUACACGCAUUGACUUUGAUCAGAUGCUAUUCAAAGGUCAGUUGGAAUGUGAAGUGUCCGAUGGAACUGGUAUCAGAAGGUUACUUGUCCAGGAUGAGGUAUCAUCAAUGAAGAUACUUCAUAUCGAUCAACUGGAGAUGCAAAAGGUCAAGCGUAAACUAGUGGAUAUGAGGAAAAUAGGCAUUUGGAAAAGGUCAUCACGUAACAUGCCACAGCAACAGGAUGUUGGCCAGACCAAUGGCAACGGCAAUAGUGAUGACUUGGAAGGAGACACAAUCAAUCUUCUUGAGUUCUCAACAAAGCAUAAGUGGCGAACACAUGAAUUGACGGUUAGAAGGCAAGAUGACAAGGGUGAUCGAUUGUUAUGUAUCCAAGUAGGUGACGUUGAUACCAAAGACCAAUCAUGGUCAAUAAUCGAGAGGCUCGCCAAACAAUAG